AUGGGGACCUUCAAUCUAUGGACAGAUUACCUGGGUUUGGCACGCCUGGUGGGGGCUCUGCGUGGGGAAGAGGAGCCUGACGCCAGGCUGGACCCCCAGGCAGAACCAGUGCCAGGACCGGAGGGUCAGACACCCAGCCCGGAAUCCUCACCAGCUCCUGAACGCCUGUGCUCUUUCUGCAAGCACAACGGCGAGUCCCGGGCCAUCUACCAAUCCCACGUGCUCAAGGACGAAGCGGGCCGGGUGCUGUGCCCCAUCCUUCGAGACUACGUGUGCCCCCAGUGUGGUGCCACUCGCGAGCAUGCCCACACCCGCCGCUUCUGCCCGCUCACCGGCCAGGGCUACACCUCCGUCUAUAGCUACACCACCCGCAACUCGGCCGGCAGGAAGCUGGCCCGCUCGGACAAGGCGAAGACGCCGGACUCCGGACACCGCCGAGGAGGAGGAGGAGGAGGAGGAGGAGGAGGAGCCUGUGCAGGUGGCUGGGGGGACUCGAGGAGGGGGGGGUCUGCCCUGGGCUGA
This is a messenger RNA of Eubalaena glacialis (North Atlantic right whale), 522 nucleotides long. RefSeq names its product nanos C2HC-type zinc finger 3 (gene NANOS3). Gene Ontology annotation, biological process: oogenesis; negative regulation of translation. Gene Ontology annotation, molecular function: zinc ion binding; mRNA binding. The record is from RefSeq and is a predicted model, not a curated record. The transcript has a single exon. NCBI's taxonomy places the organism in Eukaryota, Metazoa, Chordata, Mammalia, Artiodactyla, Balaenidae. Gene Ontology annotation, cellular component: perinuclear region of cytoplasm. The coding region runs from base 1 to 522 and encodes 173 amino acids.